Messenger RNA from Cyprinodon tularosa, 1515 nucleotides. RefSeq names its product alcohol dehydrogenase class-3-like. Gene Ontology annotation, cellular component: cytosol. The transcript has 9 exons. Lineage: Eukaryota; Metazoa; Chordata; Actinopteri; Cyprinodontiformes; Cyprinodontidae. Gene Ontology annotation, molecular function: zinc ion binding; S-(hydroxymethyl)glutathione dehydrogenase [NAD(P)+] activity. Gene Ontology annotation, biological process: formaldehyde catabolic process. The coding region runs from base 18 to 1184 and encodes 388 amino acids. The record is from RefSeq and is a predicted model, not a curated record.
CUCUCUUAAACGCAACAAUGGCAACUGCUGGAAAGGUAAUUAAGUGCAAAGCAGCUGUUGCUUGGGAGCCCAGUAAGCCUCUCUCUGUGGAAGAAGUGGAUGUUGCCCCGCCUAAGGCUCAUGAAGUUCGGAUCAAGGUUGUUGCCACAGGCGUGUGUCACACAGACAGGGAAUAUCUGUAUGAGGCUGGGAAAGGGAUGAAACUCCGAACAUUCCCUUUAGUUCUGGGCCAUGAAGCUGCAGGCAUAGUGGAGAGUGUUGGCCCUGAAGUGACUCAGUUUGCACCAGGUGAUAAAGUGAUUCCUCUUUUUCUGCCAUUUUGUGAUGCGUGUGACAGAUGUGAAAAUCCCAAAACAAACUUCUGCAGGAAGAACUGGGAAAACACUCAAGCAGGAGUUUUGGCUGAUGGCACAAGCAGAAUUUCUUGCAAAGGUCAGCAGGUCUACCAGUUCCUUGGAGUCAGUUCCUUCUGUCAGUACACUGUGGUUCCAGACACAUCUCUAGCAAAGAUCAAUUCCGAUGCUCCCCUGGACAAAGUCUGCCUGCUGGGCUGCAGCGUCUCAACAGGUUAUGGUGCAGCUCUUCAAACGGGAAAGGUUGCGAAGGAUUCCACAUGUGCCGUUUUUGGGCUUGAUGCAGUGGGACUGGCUGCUGUCAUGGGUUGUAAGGCUGCCAUGGCCAAAAGCAUAAUUGCGAUCGAUAUCAACCGUGCAAAGUUUGAAAAGGCCAAACAGUUUGGAGCCACUGAAUGUAUCGACCUAAAUGAUCAUGACAAGCCCAUCCAGGAGGUUCUGGUAGAUAAAACCAAUGGUGGGGUGGAUUACGCCCUGGAGUGCGUUGGCGAACCAGAUAGCAUGAGUGCUGCACUAGAGUCUACAACAGAGGGCUGUGGAACAUGUGUCUUCGCUGGAUGGACAGAGACCGAAACAAUGCAUGUCCAGGUCAUAAACAUCCUGAUGGGGCGCACCUUGAAGGGGACUUAUUUUGGAGGUUGGAAGAGUGCAAAGGAUGUUCCUAAACUGGUGGAGAAAUACAUGGAGAAGAAACUGAUGCUGGAUGAAUUUAUCACUCACAACCUCCCUCUGAGUCAGAUCAAUAGCGCCUUUGACCUUAUGAAACGUGAGGAAAGUAUCCGUACAGUCAUCAGUCUGGAACAGGAGGAUACAGCCGAUCUGCAUCCUUAAUGAACAGUUUUAUUGCUUUAUUGCAAGGUGUAAAAUUACCGCUCGUCUUUCUGCAACUCUGAAUAAAACCAACUUGCUAAGGCUUUAUUUAAUGUUUAAUUCUGAGCAUAUUAUUCUGACUUACCAGAAGGUGGCAGUGUAAUAAUAGGCAAAAGCUUGGAUAUUUGUGCAAAAAGCAUUUCUGUUCAAAAAGUUCCUUUUAUUCAACAGAUUUUUCUUUCUCAUGUAUUUUUCUUUAAGUUAAAUAAAGUUUUGGUAAAAUUACCUUCUGCUCAUAGCUAAUAUGUAAAUGAAACAUUAUGUCUUUAAUAAAUGCAUCAUCAGCAGCAUA